Carica papaya (papaya) is the source of this 1229-nucleotide messenger RNA. RefSeq names its product Coatomer epsilon subunit. Gene Ontology annotation, cellular component: COPI vesicle coat. The record is from RefSeq and is a predicted model, not a curated record. Gene Ontology annotation, molecular function: protein binding; structural molecule activity. Gene Ontology annotation, biological process: endoplasmic reticulum to Golgi vesicle-mediated transport; intra-Golgi vesicle-mediated transport; retrograde vesicle-mediated transport, Golgi to endoplasmic reticulum. NCBI's taxonomy places the organism in Eukaryota, Viridiplantae, Streptophyta, Magnoliopsida, Brassicales, Caricaceae.
UGAUUUUUAAAUAAUAACAGUUGAAGGAGUAUUUGUCUCGCUGAUACAAAGUGGAAGAGAAGAAGACGAAGGUUGCUUUGGGGAAUCAAAGAGAUCUACACCGGAGGAAAAAUGGCAGCAGCGGCAGCAGCAGCAGCGGGGCCAGAUCACUUGUUCAACCUUCGAAACAACUUCUACUUGGGAGCCUACCAGGCCGCCAUUAACAACAGUGACCUCCCUCAUCUAUCCGCGGACGACGCCGUCGAGCGCGACUGCAUCGUGUUCCGCUCUUACAUCGCUCUCGGCAGCUACCAGCUCGUGAUCAAUGAGAUCGAUGCCUCUGCCGCUACUCCUCUACAGGCGGUGAAAUUGCUGGCUUUGUAUCUCUCAAGCCCCGGAAACAAGGAAUCCACCAUUUCAAGCUUGAAGGAGUGGUUGUCAGAUCCAGCCAUUGGAAAUAAUGCUACUUUACGGUUGAUUGCUGGGAUCAUAUUCAUGCAUGAGGAGGAUUAUAAUGAAGCUCUGAAACACACCAAUGCUGGAGGAACCAUGGAACUGCAUGCACUCAAUGUCCAAAUAUUCCUGAAGAUGCACAGAUCGGACUAUGGUGAGAGACAGCUGAGAGUCAUGCAGCAGAUUGAUGAGGACCACACACUGACUCAACUUGCAAAUGCAUGGUUGAAUCUGGCUGUGGGAGGUUCGAAGAUACAGGAAGCAUAUCUCAUCUUCCAGGACUUCUCUGAGAAGUAUCCAAUGACCAGCUUAAUCCUGAAUGGGAAGGCUGUUUGCUGCAUGCACAUGGGAAACUUCGAUGAAGCUGAGACACUAUUGCUUGAAGCACUAAACAAGGAUGCAAAAGAUCCAGAAACCCUUGCAAAUCUAGUUGUUUGCAGUCUUCAUCUCGGUAAAUCAUCGUCACGUUACCUCAGCCAAUUGAAACUUUCCCAUCCGGACCACAUGCUCGUCAAGCGAGCAUCAUCUGCAGAAGAAAAUUUUGAAAGAGCUGUUCAAUCGGUUGCUUGAGAAAUCAAUACAUGUAGUUGAAGAGAUGAAUGGUGCUUGCAUUAUUUAGCGAAUCACUGUUUCUGACUGCAAAUCUUUUGAGUUUUUUGUAAUCUACAAGAACAUAUGAACUAAUGGUGGAGGAGAGGAAAUGGUGAUUGUUACAAAGUUCAUCAUGUUCAAUUAGAACUGGCAUAUCAUUUGUAUUGUUUCGUUUAUAAUGGAUUUGGUGAUUACUUUUCUUGAGA